AUGGCGUAUGACCGUUAUGUGGCCAUCUGUAACCCGCUGCUCUAUAUAGUCACCAUGUCCAUGCAGCUUUGUAAACAGCUGGUGGCUGGGGUGUUCGCUGUGGGGUUGGUGGAUUCAAUGAUAUACGCGUGUUUUACAUUUCGCCUGUCAUUCUGCAGCUCCAACAUCAUCAAUCAUUUCACCUAUGACAUCCCCCCGCUGCUGGCGCUCUCCUGUUCUGACACCCGCAUCAAUGAGAUUGUGAUGUUUGCUUUCACCUGCUGCAUUAUAGUGAGCAGCCUUGUGACUGUCCUCCUCUCCUAUGUCUAUAUCACCUUCACCAUCCUGCAGAUCCGCUCCGCCAAGGGCCGGCACAGAGCCUUCUCCACCUGCACUUUCCACUUGACCGCUGUGGUCCUGUUUUUUGGCACCCUCCUCUUCAUGUAUUUACAUCCCACCUCCAGCUAUCCCAUGGAAACGGACAAAGUGGCCUCAGUGUUUUACACGCUGGUGAUCCCCAUGCUGGACCCCCUCAUCUACAGCCUGAGGAACAUGGAGGUGAAGGAUGCCCUGAGGAAAGCAAUGAAUAAACUCCUAACCAAUUCUUGA
Molecule: messenger RNA, 588 nt
Organism: Emys orbicularis (European pond turtle)
Lineage: Eukaryota; Metazoa; Chordata; Testudines; Emydidae
Product: olfactory receptor-like protein OLF2
Exons: 1
Coding region: 1-588 (195 amino acids)
Biological process (GO): sensory perception of smell; G protein-coupled receptor signaling pathway
Cellular component (GO): membrane
Molecular function (GO): olfactory receptor activity; odorant binding
Source: RefSeq, a predicted model, not a curated record